AUGUCGAGCGCCAGACUUCAGACUUUUCGGAGCCUUAUAACUGAACGCUUUACCUCCGUGGCUGUGGAGAUAUUCGGUGAAGUUGAAAGUAUCGUUGAGGCGUGUUAUGAAGAGAACAAACGUCUGCGGAGCAUCCUGGACAUGGUGCUCAGCCCCGAGAUAAAGUUAUCCAGGAUAGACAUUACUCCACACUCUGGGACAACCACAGAUGUCAUAGAGCAUCCCCCUGAGCCAGACACCUUGUUGGAUGUUGAAAUAUCAGAGCCGUUGAGUAAAAAACCUAAAGAAGAGCAAAUUGAAUGUGAAGUAAGUUGGUUAUCAAAACAAGAGCAAGAAGACUUUGAGGCUUACAACUAUGUUACACCAGACUGUGUGAAAAAUGAAGAAGACGUAAGCAUGCCCUGUAUCGCUGCUUCAUACCAAGUUGAAGUGGUGGAGUGCGCCUUCAACUCUUCAACCACCAUCUCAGCUGAUGAAGGCAGCCCCAAACAUGAUUACAGUUCCCCAUCGGAGUCAGAAGAAGCCGCAGAUUGUCCACAGCUAUUCAAGAAUGUAGAACACUCGAGUGACACAGAAGAACGGCAAAAAUGUCAUGAAGCCUCAAAGAAAAGCAGGUCAGAGCAAUCCAAGCAGAAGACCAUGCUAGAAUUACCAAGGAUGACUCCCUGCACAUCUUUAAUUGCUGAUCCAACUGACUGCCAGUCCGUUUUGGCAAGGCUCACUGACACUUUUAAAGACGCUCCUGUUGACAAGAAGCCUCUGAUGACCAUAGCAGGCCUCACAGCGGAUGUAGAAUUGGUGGACUGUGCUUUUGGUAAACUCCCUAAAGGUUGCCCCUUGUCCUACCAGUGCCCCAUGCCAUCACGUCAGGAUUACAAGCCACAUAAUGACGCUCCCCCUAGGCCGCUGCUUCCCCUGUCUUCUCACACUCUGGAGCUGCGGUCUCCCCUUCCUACCCUCAGUAUUAAGGAGCAGGAAGCUUUAAUUGCCAUGCAGAUCACCUGGGAAGAAGCAUCCAAUCUGGAAUACUCCACGCGUGGGUGCAAGGACUCUGUAGAGGAGCUGCGUAAGUUGCGCUUGACCAGCCGUUUCAGGGAUAUCUGCAAGCUCAGACCGGGACGAAGCCAUGCAGAGCACCUGAUAUUCAAGCUCAAGAAGGGAUUCCUCAAAUGCAAGACUACACAGAUGGAGGAGGAAAGGAAGACUGAAGCUCUACGAGAGUACUGUCGGCAUAUGUGUGUCAACUGGUCCCCCUGUGGUUUUGUUGUCCAUCCCAAUGCCCCGUGGUUGGGGGCAAUGCCUGAUGGGUUAGUGUACGACCCCAAUGAGAGGAGCUGCUUUGGGCUGGUGCAUGUCAAAUGCAUCAGCUUGAGGAGCUUCGUUGAAUGCAGUUUCCUGACCUGUCGUGACGGAGUCUUGCAGCUGAAGAAGAGCCACCGGUACUACUGGUGCAUCCAGGGAGAGAUGAUGGUGACGGGAAUAUCGUGGUGUGAUCUGUUUGUGUGCUCCAACCAAGACAUGCUGGUUCAACGCAUCUACCGCGACAAAGCCAGCAUGAGGAUCUUGAAGAAGAAGCUGGAUGAAUUCUUUUUCUAUUACUACUUGCCAAGUCUAAUUUAGUGAGUGGCUUCAUCACACUGCUGUCUAAGAAGCAGACUUUCAGCAAGAAGCUACAAAAGUACUGGACUGAGCACAAAGAAACUUUACAAAGAUUAUCUCUUUAGCCUCUGAAGACAGGCAUGUGUUUACCAUUUUAUAUACCUCAACACGUGAAAACACGAAGUCACAGCCUGGUGGCUAAAGCAACCGGAGCUAGUGGAGAAACACCCCGACAGUACAUAGUUCUGCUUGCUUGGUUGCCUUAGCAGACUGCAAAUGACUUUAAAGUUAUCUUUUCUAAUUGCUGUUGCACAACUGGCCUUAUUAAGUAUGUCCUUUUCUUAUUACUGUUAUCUAGUCAAGAGAAAGCUUGUUUUUUGUUACAUUUUGCCAUUUAAUAAAUUCCUGAAGCAAUUCCAAAUUUAA
Messenger RNA from Stegastes partitus (bicolor damselfish), 2025 nucleotides. RefSeq lists its product as uncharacterized. The transcript is spliced from 4 exons. The coding region runs from base 1 to 1620 and encodes 539 amino acids. The record is from RefSeq and is a predicted model, not a curated record. NCBI's taxonomy places the organism in Eukaryota, Metazoa, Chordata, Actinopteri, Pomacentridae.